UAAAUAAAUAAGUGGCAGCAACAGGCAAAAGAUUUUAAAAAUCUAAAACCACAAAAUCAUCUAAACGAUACUAAGCGUGUCUGUGUCAGUGUGUGUGUGUGUGUGUGUAUCUGUGUGGGCUGUGAUCCGUCGCGUCAGCGUCUUAUAAGCCGAACUAAAGCCCAGGCUCAAUCCCAAAACGGCGGUCCCUAUAUCGUCGUUUCCUUUAUUCAGGCACGUACGUAAUCUCGCUCUUUCGCACUCGCUCGCGCUCACUCUCUCGCCGGUUAUAAUCAACCUGCCUGCUGAUCCAGCGGGCUAAAGACGCCGAUAAAGAUACAUACUAUAUCAAAAAGUAAGAGAAUAAGCACACAAAACAGAGAGAGAGAGAGAGAGAGAGAGACAGAGCCUGAAGUGAAGUAAAACUGUCGGCAGCUCCUGAUCAAGAUUAUGUGCCUAAUUUGAAGCUGUAAUUAAUUUGGAUACCCUAAUAAAAACAGACGCAGAGUGAGAAGUAUAAAGAAAGCAACAACCAAAAAGAAAAGCAACUCAGCUACCAAUUUGUGGGGCGUUGCACGCCUCCAUUUUUAUGGCCCCAUCGAUGUCUGAACAAUAUGGAACUGGCGAUUUGUAAGCAAGAGUUGACAGCAAGCAAAUUUAUGCUGCCACCAGCGGCGUUAGCAGCAGCAACCACAACGGCAACCACAACGGCCACACAACCAUUCCUAAAUUUCAAUACCAGCGUCUGCAGCAACAUGCGGCUCAAGAAGAAUCGUAAAGUAACAUUUCUAGAUGUAGAGCCCACACACAAAUAUAUCAAAGAGGAACCCAUUCAUGGCUGUAAGGAUUUACCCGUUUGCAGUUUAUCGGAUAUUUCAGAUCAUGAGGCCUCGCUGGAUGUGCCAUCCACAAUGCCACCCUUUACGCCCGGCACCAAUGGCAAAGUUAACGAGGUGCUCAAAGCCUCAUUUGCCUCCUGGGAAAAAGAAGUGCAGAAAUGCAAUAUAACCAAAGAUCCCCGCGAAUGGACGGAGGAGCAUGUCAUCUAUUGGCUAAGCUGGGCCAAAAAUGAAUUCUCAUUGCUGGAUCUGGGACAAUUCUGCAAAAUGACUGGACGUGAAAUGGUCGAGCUGGGCAAAGAGAAAUUCUUGGCCAUCACGCCGACAUUCACCGGUGAUAUACUAUGGGAGCAUUUGGAUAUACUACAGAAAGAAUGUGAAAAACCAAAUGAGGAUAUUGUGCAUGGAAAUUCCUUUGAAUCGGCUACCACCGCCUCGGUCUGUGGAUCGGACCAUCAGGUAGCCAAUUACCCAGCAAUAGCCACAACGCCAGUGUCUAGCAACAACAAUAAUAACAAUAAUAAUAGCAAUAGUAAUAGCAACAGCAUUGCGAGUCGCUUGUCCAUGGACUAUGCGGCAACAACAACGGCAAACAGUGAUAAGAGCAAUAGUUACCAUACAACACCCGCCGCGAUGCCCGCACACAGAGGCUACAACAGCAAUAACAACAGCAUUGCACAUGAUCGCAGCAACAACAGCCCGCCACCGCAGCAGCAGCAGCAGCAAUCGCAACAGAAUGGCAGCAACAACAGCAAUAAUAACAACAACAACAACAACAUGCUGCCACCAGCAGCAAACGUGCAACAGCAACAACAACAGCAGCAGCAGCAACAGUCUGCUGCUGAUAAUAGCAGCAGCGCCAGCACUGGCAGCAGCAACAGCGCCAGCAAUGCCAACAACAAUAACAACAACAACAACAACAACAAUAAUAAUAAUAACAUUAAUUAUAUGACUGCCAUGGCCGCCAUUUACCAGCAACAUCAACUCAAAGAGGAGCCUGGCACGCAGUCCAGCAAUGGCAGCAAUGCCGCCUAUGCCAGCAAUGCUCAAAGUGAUCCCACAGAUCUCAGCAGCUACGGACUGCCCGCCCAUUUAGCUGCCGCUGCAGCUGGACACUAUGGAGUGGGCAACAGCAGCGGCGCAGGCAGCACAGCAGGCGGUGCUGGAGCUGGUGCUGCUGGUGAUGAUAGCGAUUACCAUAGCACAUUGUCCGCGCAGGAGCAUCAAAGUCAGGCUUCCAGUGCUGGCAAUGGCAGCAGCAGUGCCAACAGCAAUGGCUACAUGGACGGCAGUCCGGACUUUUACUACGGCCGUGGACGCUUUGAGGGAUUUACGCCCGAAUAUACGCCAUAUGAUGCAGCGCAGUUCCAGUCAAUGAGCACACAGUCCAGCAUGGAUCAGUGGGCAGCGCAUCCGCAUCAGCAUUCGGCUGCCUAUAUGACCACGCUGGGACUGGACAAGACGCUGCUGGGCGGCUAUACAACGCAAGGGGGCGUGCCCUGCUUCACAGGCUCCGGACCCAUACAGCUGUGGCAGUUUCUGCUCGAGCUGCUGCUGGACAAGACCUGCCAGAGCUUCAUCUCCUGGACGGGCGAUGGCUGGGAGUUUAAGCUAACAGAUCCCGAUGAGGUGGCACGUCGCUGGGGCAUACGCAAGAACAAGCCCAAGAUGAACUAUGAGAAGCUGAGCCGUGGUCUGCGCUAUUAUUAUGAUAAAAAUAUUAUACACAAAACUGCAGGCAAGCGCUAUGUCUAUCGUUUUGUCUGCGAUCUGCAGAAUCUAGUGGGUCACACACCUGAGGAGCUGGUGGCCAAGUUUGAUUUGAAGAUUGAGAAAAAGGAUGUCGAUUAGCAUCAGACUGGAUGCACAGUUGGAGCAUAAAUUCAUGAUCUACAGCAGAGCUCUCGUUACUAAGGCCACAAAAGAUUACACAGAUAUAUCUUUCCCCCCAAGCGUGAUGUUAACUUUUAAGCAGCAGCAUUAAAAACUGCGAUCUUGCUACGAGAUUAGAGAUGUGUUUGAGAUAUAUACAUAUACGUUUUUGUAAUUA
Molecule: messenger RNA, 2868 nt
Organism: Drosophila busckii
Lineage: Eukaryota; Metazoa; Arthropoda; Insecta; Diptera; Drosophilidae
Gene: pnt
Product: ETS-like protein pointed
Exons: 9
Coding region: 594-2669 (691 amino acids)
Biological process (GO): regulation of transcription by RNA polymerase II; cell differentiation
Cellular component (GO): nucleus
Molecular function (GO): DNA-binding transcription factor activity, RNA polymerase II-specific; sequence-specific DNA binding
Source: RefSeq, a predicted model, not a curated record